Procambarus clarkii (red swamp crayfish) is the source of this 1159-nucleotide messenger RNA. RefSeq names its product haematopoietic stem/progenitor cell protein 300 (gene HSPC300). Gene Ontology annotation, biological process: cell motility; regulation of actin polymerization or depolymerization; actin filament organization. Gene Ontology annotation, molecular function: protein-containing complex binding. Lineage: Eukaryota; Metazoa; Arthropoda; Malacostraca; Decapoda; Cambaridae. The record is from RefSeq and is a predicted model, not a curated record. Gene Ontology annotation, cellular component: SCAR complex.
CUUCCCCACAAAACGUACAACUGAGUUCCAAUCUUGUUGAGACUUUCGUCACUCCCAUUGAAAAUGCACUAGAAAAGACUCUGGACCGGCUCCUGUCUAAAUUCUUUACACAAGUAUUCCAACCCAUCCCGGAGGCUGAGCCAACACACACACCCCAUCCACAUUUAUAGACAAUGACAUCUGACCUAACGCAACUUCCCUUUGCUGUACACAGAUCAUUUCAACUGAUGGUGGACAAACUCAUAAAUAACUACUCAGCAUGCCUUACCCAAAUCACUCUCCCAGGUUGACCUGCCACAACUACAACCACCACCACCAAGAGUAAGAAAUCCCCCAGCUGUACAAACCUACUAACAACUACUACUGACAUGUCAAGGAAGACCGAUGCAAUCACAUCCCAGACUAACGGUUAGUCCAAGUCUACAACACCUUGCAGGAUGUCAGCGCGCAAUCAAGUUAUCACUCAACAAAUCAAGCAAGACUGGAUUAAUCGGGAAUACAUUGAGGUUAUCACCAGCAAUAUCAAGAGGAUAGCAGAGUUCCUCAACAGCUUUGAUAUGUCAUGCAGAUCUAAGCUGAGUCAACUGAACGAGAAGUUGACAAUGCUGGAGCGGCGAAUAGAGUACCUGGAGGCGCGAGUUACUAAAGGAGAAACUCUUAACUAAGUUGACCACUUUGCAGUCAGUGACAAAUGUAACAUUAGAUUCCUUAUUAUUUAAUGCACUCUUGCCAGAGACCUAUAAACUUAAGUACGAGGUUGAUAAACAUUUUGAAAAAAUAAUGACAAUUUUAAUUUGCAAUUAUUUAAAUUUAAAUGUCCUAAAGAUUAUAAUAAAGCAUUAUUGCUGGGUCAAAUACAUUUUACAAUGCUAGAACUGAAUUAUGAAACAUUCUAUCACAGAAAAAGUGAGUCUUAUGCAAGUUCUGCAGAUUGUUUCAUCCUUAUUCAAAAUCUUUUCAAAAGUAAAUGCACAAGUGUGAUCCAAGGUCCAAAUAACUUAUGACAUCUUAUCACAUCUUCAAUGUGAAUAUUAUAAUUACUAAAAUAAAAAAAUAAACUUGCUCCAAAAUCAAGCAGGAUCAUUUUUCUACUGUGAUCACUUCUAUGUAUUAUUUUUUCAAGUUUUUUAUAUGAAAUAAAUGUUAUACCAGACAAAAA